Messenger RNA from Zingiber officinale, 1656 nucleotides. RefSeq lists its product as uncharacterized. The transcript has 4 exons. The record is from RefSeq and is a predicted model, not a curated record. The coding region runs from base 589 to 1335 and encodes 248 amino acids. Lineage: Eukaryota; Viridiplantae; Streptophyta; Magnoliopsida; Zingiberales; Zingiberaceae.
UUCCGAUCUGUCGAUCAGGUCGCGCAAAUUUCAUCGUCUUCCUCCUUCCUCCUUCUGAAUAUUUCGAUACUUUCGCUUUGCAUGCGAUCGGGAGAGUUCGGAAAACUGGGAUCGGCGGCGGAUUAGGGCUUUGUGCCAUUUGUUUCGAAGAGCAUCGACCAUGCCUUCGGUGCUCGGAGAAACCCUCCACCCGCGAUCAGCUUUCUACUCUUCUUCGUUUCCGCUUACCUCCUAUAGCAAAUCCAAUUCCAGCCGUUUUAAACAAACGCGUAAUAAGUGGAAUCGUCGCAGUAAUCUUAGCUAACAUUUGCUUCCCGAGGGGUGUUAAAAUCUCACCCCGGUUGCGAACACAUUAGGUUUUCUUCUCCAUUCGAUUUUCUUCUCCUGCUCCCUCUUUUCUUGUUUCCUCAUUCAUCGACACGUGCUUCGAGUUGCCUAGGGAUCUUAAAGUUUGGGUUUUGCUGUUCUUGGUGCGGACGCGUAAAGAAACUUGAUAGAGCGUUCAAGCGACUGGCCAGCUGUUUGUCUUGCAAAAAGAUAACUUCUAGGGAUUCUGAGACUGAUCCAUUCUUUUGCAGUCCUGACUUCAUGGAAUCUUCAGUGAAGCAUGAACGCAGUACUCCUACCGUCGUGGAAAAUAUUUUGAAGAAUGUAGCCUUGGAGGAUCUUGACAUUUUGUCUAUUAAUGAGAAGGAUGAACUGAUAAUUGGAGAACUUGGACAGUUUUUUAAUGGAAUCCUUCAUGUUGGCGAUUCUUAUAAGGAAGAUAGUGAUAGUGACCUUGAUACAGAUCAGGAUGAAACUUAUGCUGUCAAUCAGGUUGACAUAACUCCAAUGGAUGACAAUAAAUUGGAGGAUUUUAACAAGCAUGCUUCUGGACACUUGAUGGAAUAUUUGCAAUCACCUCCUUCCCAGGACACAAGAGAACCACUGAGUAUAACAAGAGAUGUUGAGAACGCUGAAAACCCUUCUACUACACCAAAGCUUAUCUCAGCCUUGAAAGGAAGCCGUGCUCAAAUAGGCAUGCAGCCGAAUACCAAAUUGACUGUCAAGUGGGCACCAGAUGUCUAUGACCCACGGGUUACAUCUGACUGCCACACUGUGAAGGGGCACCAUCGACGUUACAAGAUCAUAAAGAAAGAACCCCGGAAACAAAAACAUAGUAAAAACAAGUCCUACAAAAUCAGCAGCCACGACAGGAAAUCUCUCUCUCAGAAAGGCAUGGAUAACAUUGACUCCGGGAUGAUGAUGUUAGCAGCACUUCGUAAAAGAAGUGCUUACAAGUCGAAUGCAGAAAUCCCGGGCUACACUGGUUUGACAGAUGUGAAAUGUUGAAAUAGUGUCUAUGGCGAUUCUCAGUUGCCAAGGCUAGCUAAGUACCAUGAAAGGAGCAACUACAAGAAAUUUCUACUACUCGGUUGUUGCCAUGCAGUUUUAGCUUUUGCCAAUGAUUGUUUCUGAACCUUUUGUUAUUGAUUAUUCUACUACGGUCGAUUGUGUGAGUGGCCCUUCAACUUCUACUUCAUCUUGUCUUUUUCUCACUGUCUGGUCGUGCGAUGAGGAACUAAAGUGGUAAAUUCUGUAAUGGAAUGUUAAUUUAGUGGGUAACUAGUAUCCAAAUUCUACUUUUUAAUAAAUUCAUGACUCUUGUUUAAA